Molecule: messenger RNA, 564 nt
Organism: Miscanthus lutarioriparius
Lineage: Eukaryota; Viridiplantae; Streptophyta; Magnoliopsida; Poales; Poaceae
Source: the annotation of a GenBank genome assembly
AUGGAGCAGAGGAUGUUGCGGCCGGCGGCGCCCAGCACCAGCUGCGCGUGCCCUCUGGCGGGGCGACCUCACCCGGCAGAGCCAGGCCGUGGCGCGGUCGCGGCGGCGGGGCCGACGCUCCGGCCAGCCCGCAGCGUGGCGGAGGCGGCGCGGCCCCUCCGGCCAGCCAGCAGCGUGGCAGAGGAGGCGCGGCGGCGGCUCCCGGCGCACAGGCCACAGGGCAGCUGUGGGGGCAUGUUCUUGGAUCCGGAAUCCACGGCGAUUCCCCUCCGUCUGCUAUCUCCUAGUACUCACCCUCGCUCUCCUCGUCGUCUCCACCGCCGCCCCAUCUCAUGGAACGCAUCUGACGCGAUGCUUCUGAGUUCUGACGGUGGUUUCUCUCUGCCAUACCGCAGCGGGCUGUGGGGCUGGGUGUGCAGGUCCUCGCCGACGGAGAAGGACAACUGCGUGCUGCGCUGCCUCUCGCUGGAGUGCUACGACCUCAUAUACGGCGGCGAUCCACUUGAGGAAGGGGAGUUGGACUAUGUUCGAGGCCAGGAGUACAAGUACUGUAUGCACAAGUAA